This is a messenger RNA of Gryllus bimaculatus (two-spotted cricket), 4543 nucleotides long. The record is from the annotation of a GenBank genome assembly. Lineage: Eukaryota; Metazoa; Arthropoda; Insecta; Orthoptera; Gryllidae.
UUUUUGAAGUUCAAGUGUGGUCACGUGACCCACGCUAACCGCCAUCUUUGUGUGCUGUAUAAACAGUGGAACCGGGUUUCCAACGAUUUCGAAAUAUUCGUGAUUUUUCGGUGUCUCUGAGUGUUUUUACUGCUAGUGAAAUGUCGGGAGACAAAGCGGAUAUCAAGAAAGAGAACGCGAUGGAUAGCACCAAUAAGAAGGAAGAUACUGCUCCUGUAGAAGUUGAGAAUCGCCGCAGAACAAGAUCAUCUACUAGAGGUGUUCCUCCCACCCCUCCCCCACCUGUUAAGAGGGAGAGGAAAACCCCACCUUCAGGAGGAAGAGGGUCCAGACGUGGGAGGCCAAAGAAGGACGCUGAAGAAGACAAACCGAAGGAAGAUGAGGAUCAUAAUGAGGAAACAAGUAAUGAUACAAGUGAAAAAAAGGAUGCGAAGAAUGAUAAGGCAGAUGAAGUGGAUUCAAAGAUGGAAGUGGAUGAAACUCCUGUAAAGCCAGCCCCUGAGACUCCCGAAAAGAAGGAACAACAGGAUGGAGAAAAAACUGAAAAGGAAUCACCUAAACCAACUGAUAAUGCUGACGGUGCAACUUCUGAGGCACAAAAUGAAAAACCAUCCAGUGCUAAAAAUGAAGCUGCUACUGAAGCACCAAAAGAGACAUCGACAGAGAAGCCAGAAUCAACUGGUGAAAAGGAGUCUGCACCAGCUGAAACGGUGGAGAAUAGUAGUGAGCCCCAUGUAGAGCCUGCUGUUGAGACCAAGAGUGAAGCACCUCCAACAACAGGAAGUGGUGGUGAUGCAGAGAAGAAGCCUGCUGUAGUUGAGAACAACAAGGCUCCAGCGGAAGAACAGAAGGCGACAUCAGAACCCGUUGGGCGUGUGAUGCGUCUUAUUUUAAAUACAAGUGACAACACUGUACAGCAGAGAGUGAGAGGUAGAAAGAGGGACAGAGAACUUUUUGCCCUUUUCACAGUUUUAAGUAUUGAGAUGUGAGUCUCUGUUUUUUUCUUUGGUUUCUAAGAUAAACCUUGUGGUGGUAAGCAACUGAGUUGGUUCAUUAUCCUAACAGGCUUAAGUUACCAGAAAAUGCUGCUGUACUUCUACAUUUUUUGUAGAUUCAUUGUAAAUUCAACUGUUACUUGGUUUUAUACUUUGUUUACAGCUUGUUGAUGUUACAUCCAAAAAAUUAAUAAACAUCCUAUCCUAUGACAUCCUCAUUCCUGUUUUUUAAUAAAUAAUUUUGAAUCGGUCAGUUAUGGAGAACUGUGUUUAAAUAUUGCCUACUCCUUUUUUCAAAAUGCAUUUACAAUGGCAGCAUUUUCUGCUUAACAAUGUUUUCCAUUGCAUUAAUUAUUAAGUAUUUACCCAUUUCCUGAACAUUGUAAUUUCCCUGUCUGCUUGUGGCUCUGUUCUCCAGCAGCAGUAAAUAGAGAAUCCUAUUACUCCUUAGGUUUAAAUUACCUUGUUUAAAAUUAUUGUGCAAUGUUUACCCACUGGUUUGUCUCAAAAGGCUAUUAUGGAUAAAGAAAUUGCAAGGACAUGAGUCACUUCAUAGAGUUCUUUUAAAAUGUAACUAGACAAUCCAUAGAAAUGCUAACUAAAUACUUAAAAUUAGUUUUUGUAUGUUUAGUUUAGUCAGGGCACUAUUUGUGGUUCAAGUUUUACAUUCAAUUAUCAAGCACUUUUAAGUGAUCGAAUGAAAAUUAAUAUUAUAUGAAUUGUCUUAUAAAUGGUUUUAAUGUGUGUUUGGUUUUUUUGACUGUAUUAUGAGUAAAUUGUGUUAAUUUGUUCUUUGCUAGAAUCCAAUGUCCUUGUGUAGCUCUGCUUUUGUGGAAAAAAACUGCAUGUAAAUGAAGGAUGGUUCAGAGUGGGAAUUUUAAAGUGGGAUUUUUUAAAUAAAUUUUACUUAUAAAUAAUUCUAUAUCUGAUGUAGUUAUGGCAUAUUUAUAUUUUAUAAGUAAACUGUGUUGAUAUAUUAAAGAAAUAUUAGCAAGUACAAGAUCAAAUUUUCACAGUAGUGAUGUUAGGCAUACAUACAUUUCCUGUUAUGUACUAUGCUCUCAACAACAAAAAAAAAAAAAUUCUGCCUAAUUGGUGAGUAUGAUGUACAUUGUCAUUUAUUUUUGUGGCAAACUCGGUUUAAGCAUUAUGAUAUUAGGUGUGCGCACAGAACUUUUGCAUGAAUGUAAAGGCACAUUCAAGUAAGCUGCUCCUGAGAGAGGCCUAUUGAAAUUUCAUCAUCACUGUUCAGUUACCUUGUAUGCUACAUGGCAGGAAAUUAUAGUAGUGGCUGCUAUGAAUAUGAGACAUCCUCUGUUCAUGCUCGUUUGAACCAUCCAGGUCAUAUCUUUACAUUGUAAAUACUUUAUUUCAAAUGCCAUUAAAAUAGAUUUGAGUGUGCAGUAAUAUUUCAUAGUUGACUGUCUAAACAGGGCAUGUGUUUACAUGAGUGAUUACCAGGUUCUGAAUCUGGUGAGUUUUCUUGCAUUCCUUGUUUAGUGAGAAAUAAUUUUUAUACAGUAAAGCCUUGCUUAGCUGUGUUCCAAGUCAUUUUAAGAUAAAUCCUCUGUAAUCCUUUUUCUCUGUGGAAUUUAGUAAUAUAGCUCUAGUAAAUGGAUAUAUGGGUGUUGGAAUUAAGUUGAAUCUAGUACCUUACAUCAUCCUCACUAGUAUCACAUAAUUGUUAUUCUUAACCUUUCAUUCUGAAACAAUUUUUUCAUAAUGAAAGUGAUUUGAAUGUCAUAUGUCCUUUGUUUGACAAAUAGUAAUAAGUGGUCAGUUCGAUGCAAUGAUGUGUUGUGUUGGAAAGGUUUGGUGGCAGGGAUGUAAUUCUUUUAGCGUGGGAUGCUUGUGUGAUUAAGUGUUACAUGGGGAAAAUGACAUUCUUGUGUGUGCCUACUCUAUAAUUCCUCAGUAAUAUCCUACAUUUUUGUACAAAAUUACAGAACUUGUUUGUCUCCGUGUAGAUGUUUAAUGCUAAUGUUCUCUUCGUGCGCAAGUCAUUUGAGUGACCUACAAAGCUGCUGUCAAUACUAGAAGAAAGAGCAGUAUUCAUGCUAGUGGACCAGCUCAGAACACUGUGUUCCACAGGGUUCUAUGCAAGUACAGUAAAUGCUGCGUAUGAUGUGGAUUUAAAAUCCUAUUGAGUUGUUAGUGUUAUUUUAUUGUGUAAAUUUUUUUGAUUUCAAAGUUUGUUUUGUAUAUUUACUUUUUAUGAUGUGCAAAGUCUAUUUGGCAGUGUGUGUGUGGAUUUAAACGUUUCCUAUCAUUGUUCCACUGCUAAUGUAGGCUUUACUGUGCUACAGAGUGAAAGUGAUUCAUAAGGCACUAUAUUGGGCAUUCAAAAAUGUAAGCCUCAUCUUGUAAGUGUAAUGUGUUUGCAGAGAGAAAAAGUAGGUCAAAUUUUAUAAAAUACUGUAUUAGCAUAGGAAUGAAUACCGUAAAUGGAUAUUUGUGUUUCGCAAAGGUAUAGAGGUAAGGGAUAUGAAAUAGAGUGAAUUUGAAUGCUUCUUCGAAUUCAGGUUUCACUGUUCAUUAUUUUAAUUAAUAUAACAUACCAUUGUUUUGUAACCCUUUCAAGUCUAUGAUUAUUAGGCAUUGAAUAUGUGUGGUCAUUUUAGACAUUUUUGUAGCUACCUAGUGACAUUCUAAAACAAUUCAACAUGCACAAAUUAAUUUCAUAGGCUCGACCUCCUAUCUAUUUCGUAUGAAUAUAAAGAUUUUAUCAUCUUUUUGUUGUUUUUAUUGAGAACAUUCCUCGGGUGUUUUUAUUUUUGUUAGAUGUUUUCCUACAUGUGAUUUAUUGGGCUGGAGACAAUGCCUGCAUUCAAGAGGCUGAUAUUCGUUUUGUUGAAGAUGGAAGUGUUACAACUAGUAAAUUAUGUCUUUUGUAACUACUUGGUAUGAAUUUGCGAGGCUUGAGAGGGUUAAUUAGCUACACAAGAACAUUUAUAUCUUUCAGUGAAGUGCCAUUACAAGUUUUGUUAUGUGACAAAAAGUGUUUCAGCUAAUGAAUUACCUUGUAUUAUGUUUUAAACCGAAAAAAAGUGUUCAAAAUUACAUUGAAGGGCAAGACUGUUCUGUUGAAUCAGACUUUCUAUUUCCCCCCUCCAUUUAACAGCAUGUAACGAAGAAUUUUAUCUUCUCUAUAAGAAACGUAUCAUCUCGAUGUUUGUAAGUACUUGCUGUUUAAUUGUUAAUUUUGCUGCUUUAUGUAAAAUGCUAAUAUCUUAUAUAUUUUUUCAAUAGUUGGAAGCACUAGUUUCAAUAUAAGCUAAAUCAGAGCAUAACAUAGAUGUUUUUGUAGUUAGUUUUUGUGGGUAGAGUGAAUCUGGUUGCUCUAUAGUGGUGAAAUUGUGGAUGAAUGAGAUAAUGUAUUUCUUGGAGGUAAUUAAUAUACAUACACAAGAUAGAAUCAUGCAAAAGACCUUUGGAUAUUGUAAUUGUGUAUCAUUGGAUUAUUUAUAAAAAGUAUGAAAGAUUAUUAAAUUGUCUUCUACAUCAAAAUAAACCUGACACUUGAAAUGCAAAUUUGAGUUCCUUGAAAU